UGGAAUAUAUAAAAAUCUUAUUUAAAAUUCUACGAUCGGAUCAUAUUGUAUUCACAAAAUUUCUGGUUUCUUGCACGUCGAUAUAAUGACAGAAAUAAAACAUACGACCAAAGGCAAUAAAUUUCUUGUUGAAUAUCUGAAUUCGCCUGACAUAUCGGGCGAGUAUCAUAAGGCCGAUUAUAGAGUCGUUAAACUACAAAAUGGUUUAACAGCUUUGUUAAUAUCUGGAUUGGAAAAAGCGAAUUAUGACGAUACGAGUUAUAAAGAUUACGAAGAAGGUAGUUCUACAGUCAAACGACUUAAUACAGACGUAUGGAAGGCAUUUUGUAGCUUAUGUGUGGGAGUAGGCAGUUUUAGUGAUCCACCGGAGGUUCCAGGCCUGGCAUAUUUCCUUCAGCGCAUGGUUUUCAUGGGAUCCGAAAAAUAUCCAAAAGAAAACGGUUUUAAUGAAUUUAUCAGUCUCCAUGGUGGCACUAUUGAUGGCGCAACGGAUUGCGAGCAUACAAGAUUUUACUUUGAUGUUUCAGAGAAACACUUGUUUGUAGCUCUCGAUCGUUUUGUUCAAUUUUUCAUUGGACCCUUGAUGAAAAAAGAUGCCAUCAAGAGGGAACGAAAGGUCAUACAAAGGGAGUUUCGAUGGAGUUCAUCUAGUGAUAAAAAUACAAAGCAACAAUUAUUGUCUUUUAUUGCUCGAACCGGUCAUCCACCCAAUAAGAUGUUCUGGAGCAAUUUAAUAACGUUACACAGUAAUAUAGAUGAUGACAAAUUGUACGAAGAGCUGCACAAAUUCAGAAAACGUCAUUAUAGCGCUCACAGAAUGAUGCUAGCUAUACAAGCGAGAUUAUCACUAGAUACUUUGGAAGUAUAUGUCGCAAACUUCUUUAGUAAUAUACCAAGUAAUUGGCUGCCUUCCGAUGAUUUUACAGAAUUUAAAGAUGGCGUUUCAUUUAAUACUGACACUUUCAAAAAAAUGUAUCAUAUUAAACCCUUCAGCCAAGAAAUCAGCCAACUACAUAUAACAUGGGCUUUGCCUUCAAUACUUGAUUUGUACAGAAGUAAACCAUAUAAAUAUGUUUCAUGGAUUAUUGAACAUAAAGGAAAUAAUUCUUUAGCUAGUUAUCUACGUAAAAAAAUGUGGGGCUUUGAUGUGUUCUGUGGUUACUGUGAUAAUGAUAAUGGUUUCGGAUACAACUCUAUGUAUGUCUUAUUCGAGAUUACAGUAGAACUCACUCAUGAGGGAAUAAAACAUCAGCAAGACGUUCUAGAUGCAAUAUUUUCCUUUAUAAAUUUAGUAAAAAAGACGGGCCCACAAGAAAAUACUUAUAAUGAGAUUUAUAAGAUUGGAAAAAAUAAUUUUAGAUUUUUUAGUAAACACGAUGAUGUGUUCGAUUUAUGUAAGAGUAUGCAUUUCUAUCCAUCACGUGAUUAUGUAACUGGAAAGCAUAUUUAUUUCGAGUAUAAUCCAGAAGCUAUACAAAAAUGUUUGGAUUUUUUGAUGCCAGAAACAGCGAAUAUCAUGAUUUUCAACAGUGAUUUUGAAAUAAAUAUAGACGAUCCGAGAUUGAAAAUUAAUUAUACAUAUAUGGCGUUAUCAAAAGCAUCGCUCGAACACUGGAAAUCUAUCGAGCCAUUGCCUGAUUUUCAAUUACCAUUACGCAAUGAAUUUCUUACCAAUAAUUUCUCUACUAUAUCGAUAUCAGCAGAAGCUUCGGAGUAUCCUGUAAAAAUACACGAAGAUUGUAUGUCGCAGAUUUGGUUUCGCCCGAAGUUUUAUUGGCCGAUGUGUCAUAUAAAUCUACAUCUUUUUUCUGCUCUGAAUCCUAGAUUAGCAAAAAAUGCAGCUCUCCUGCAAAUGUACUGCAAUGUAUUAAAAUAUCUAUUGCUCGAAGAAUUACAUCCGGCUGUAAUGGCUGGGUUUGGUUAUAAGAUCGAUGUUAAUGAAGAAGCUACAGGUAUUACAAUACAAAUAAGCGGAUUUGACGAAAAUCUUCCAUCCUGGUUGAUGGUUAUUGCAAACUAUAUGGUGGAUCUAGUCCCUUUUUCAAAGGAUUUACUUAGAAUUAUGAGAAUGCAACAACUCAAGGCACAUUACAACAAAUUUGUAGAACCGGAAACGUUCAUCGAGGAUUUGGAGUUAUGGUUAUUGAAGAGUGGCAACUGUACACACGUUCACAAAUACAAUGCUUUACGAAGAUAUUUGUUGGAAGACUUCCAAGAUUUUAUAAAAUCCUUCACCAAUAAUCUAUACAUCCAAUGUCUUGUGCAAGGCAAUGUAACGAAAGACUUUACGAUGAGUAUUAUACAACAAUUUAUCAAAAAAAUUAAUUGUUUUUCCUUGAAUAAAGAGGUGUUGCCUACUGAAGUCAAUGAGAUACCCCAAGGCACAUCUUUUUUGAAGUUGAAAAAUAUUAAUCCAACUAAUGUAAAUUCAGUAGUGACAAAUUAUUAUCAAGUCGGUUCUGCUUCGAUUGAAUUAUCGGUGUUAAUCGAGCUGAUGCUUAUGAUAAUGAAAGAACCGUUAAUGAAUCAUUUACGAAAUCAACGAAAGCUCAGUUAUGCUUCAUGUGACCUUAGAGAUAUCAAACGAAUUUUAGGAUAUUCUAUUACUGUUUACACUCAGGCAGAUAAAUGCACAACCGAAUAUGUUGAUCAAUGGAUCGAGGAAUUUCUGAAUUCGUUUCGAAUCAUGUUGGAACAAUUCUCAGAAAAGGAAUUAGAUGAUGUCAAAGAAGGGCUGAGAAUUUUAAAGCAACAUGACGAUACCGAUACUCUGAAAAACAGAGUUGACAGAGACUGGAAUGAGAUCAUGAAGCGACAAUACAUGUUUGACAGAUGUGAAAAGGAAGCGCUUGCAAUAGAGAACAUAAAUAUCAAUAAGCUGAGAGAAUUUUUCGAAAUGUAUACACUGGACGGAAGUAGUUUCAGAAAAUUGAGUGUACAUGUGGUAGGAACACCGAAGGCAGUUGCAGUCAAUGCAAAGAAUCUUAGGCAUUCUGUGUACUCUCUUAAGGAAUUGAUAAUUGACGAUUCGCGGCACAAUAGUGCUACAGAUCAUCAUAUUACUGACGUAAACUAUUACAGAAAUACUUUGCGUUGUUACUACAGGUUAUAA
This is a messenger RNA of Atta colombica, 3112 nucleotides long. Its product is annotated as nardilysin-like. The coding region runs from base 86 to 3112 and encodes 1008 amino acids. The transcript has 13 exons. Lineage: Eukaryota; Metazoa; Arthropoda; Insecta; Hymenoptera; Formicidae. The record is from RefSeq and is a predicted model, not a curated record. Gene Ontology annotation, molecular function: metal ion binding.